UCUGAAUCGGAAGCCAACUUCAGCGUCGUCUCGAACGACAGGAGGCGGAAGAGGUGUGUUUUCUCCACUAAACACACAACAAAGCGAGGUUGCCUCUGAAUGGCGAAAACACACAAAGAGCAGUAGACCUAAGGAGAUUAGCAGGAAAAGUAAAGGUAGGGAAUAAGGAAAAGGGAAGAGCGCAAAUAAAACUCGAGUGACUUUUUGUGUCUGCGGGACCGUGAACGCACCUCCGCCUGAAUGCUGUUGAGGAAACUUCUGCAGUUAAAAGACAGGAACAGCGACAACAAACGCGUUUACAACCAGAAAUCAAUGACACCAAAGACUUCUGUUUGAUAAAAUACAUGCAAUCAAACCUCAUCUGUUAAGAUUUAGUGUCUGAUGCCAGCAGGAUGGGGAACAGCAGCAGUGACAGGUCCGGGAGUCAGGGUGAGAGGUCAGACAGGGAGCAGGGAGGCAAGGAGGCCCGUCCCAACAUCCUGAUGGACAGCUCAGAGGACGCAGACCUGUUCCAGCGAGAAGAUACAAAGGCUCCAGAGGAAAUCCAGGAGUUUCUGGCCUGGCAGCACGACCUGGAGAGCGAAAGCAAGAGUCCAACUCAGGCCAGACCGACUGUGUUCAGGUGGACGGGGGCCGCCAAGGAGGUCUUUGUGUCGGGAUCCUUCAACAACUGGGCCACCAAGAUCCCUCUCAACAAGAGUCAAAAAAACUUUGUGGCUAUUGUGGAUCUACCGGAGGGAGAGCACCAGUACAAGUUCUCUGUAGACGGGCAGUGGACCCUGGACCCUACUGGGGCCGUGACGACUUCUAAAACUGGCACAGUGAAUAAUGUCAUCCAGGUGAAGACGACUGACUUUGAAGUCUUUGACGCCCUCAGGAUCGACUCAGAGGACACUGAAGAUAUCUCAGACUUGUCCAGUUCUCCUCCUGGCCCGUACCUACAGGAAGCAUAUGUGAUAAAGCCCGAAGACAAGAUCAAAUAUCCUCCCAUCUUACCCCCCCACCUGCUGCAGGUGCUGCUCAACAAGGACACAAGCAUCUCUGUGAGUACACGCUCCAUGAAGGACGACACGUUUCUCUCUUGCUGA
Molecule: messenger RNA, 1088 nt
Organism: Notothenia coriiceps (black rockcod)
Lineage: Eukaryota; Metazoa; Chordata; Actinopteri; Perciformes; Nototheniidae
Gene: prkab1b
Product: protein kinase, AMP-activated, beta 1 non-catalytic subunit, b
Exons: 7
Coding region: 393-1088 (231 amino acids)
Biological process (GO): signal transduction
Cellular component (GO): nucleotide-activated protein kinase complex; nucleus; cytoplasm
Molecular function (GO): protein kinase binding
Source: RefSeq, a predicted model, not a curated record